CACUUCUACAAGAGAAAAUGAGACGGAUUCUUUUAUUUCUCCUGGUUUUGGUUAGUCCUAGAUAUAUUACAGGAGAAAGAAUACCCCCUCAAGUUGACGUGUACUACGAGUAUAUUCGGGAGGGAGAAAUACUAGAUCUUGUCUGCAGAGUUCGGGCUCAUCCACCCUCGUUUACAACUAAAUGGAUGUGGGAUAAAGACGACCUUGAUGCCAGGGUAGAAAUAAAAGAUUAUGGAAACUCUCAUAUUCUUCGCAUUCACAUUCAUAAUCAGGAUCAUUAUGACCUGGAAGGAUACUAUACUUGCAUAACUGAGAAUGCGUUUGGAGAAAGUCAGGCUACACUGAGGAUUGAUGAACCUGGAACUGGUGAACUUGUGAUUACUGAGGUACUAAACGGGGUUCCUGGAGUACAGUGUACUGCUUCUCUUAUUCUAUUUGUACUCACUGCAAUGUACCUAAUUUAGUACAAUAGUUUCACUCACUGACACCCACCAAAUUUAAUUUAAUAAUCGGUUUCAUCUAUCUUCAUUUUUUUCUUAUUUCUAUUCACCCUUCGCAUUUGUUCAUUUAUCCUUCUGUAUACAACAUGAUUUAAUCAAGUACUCAUCAAUUUAUUGUAAAUAUUGCUCAUUUAAAAGAAGCUAAUGCUAUAUCGUUAACGAAUGUUUUUUUACACACCUUUUACAUAAAUUGUAAACCUUCCUUAAAGAAACUGUAACAUAAUUUAAAGCGAAUAAUUGACCUUAGUAGUUUUUUUUAUCUAAAGAUACUCAUUUUGGGAAUUAUAUGUUGUUUAAAUGUUUUUGAAUACAGUAAGAACCAGAAAACGGUGGAAUAGGAAGACGACAUUGAAGCAAUGCUAAAUUACGUUUAUUUGAUUUAUUAAGUGAAAAUGAUCUGUUUACACACAAUUGCUGUGUAGCAUGUUCAUUUGACUAUUCAAAGUCAUAACGUGAUUCUAAAAGUCGUCUUUCUAUUCCAGAGAUUUCUGGUUGCAUGUCACUGUAUGCAUUUAUGUUGUACUGUACUGUAAGUGGAAAGAAUUAAUGUACAUUUUACCUUACAAUAAUCUGUCCGUCACAACUUACAUAUUUACAACUUACAUAUUCAAAUAUUUUAUUUUAUUCUUGCUCAACGUACAAAAUCAAAAAGAAAGUGUUUUUUGACGUUUUAUUUUGUAUCUACCCUUUCUUAAUAAAUGUACAAGUUUCUUAAAAGCUAUGAACAUGUACCCCUAUAUAAUAAAUAAGUAGAUAUAUACCUGAACUCCAAGAAAUUGUAAAUAUGUUAUCAAAAAAUGUCCAUUCAGUUAAAUUUAAAAGCACCAAAGAGAUUUUUGCCAACUUCCAAAUAUAUCCAAAAAUGCGUACAAUAUUUCAAAACUUGGUUUUGUAAUUUUAUAUCUUACUCCCAAAAAAGUUCUGUAAUUAGUGUUAAUAAUAUAUAUAGUUGUAAAUGUG
Molecule: messenger RNA, 1460 nt
Organism: Eurytemora carolleeae
Lineage: Eukaryota; Metazoa; Arthropoda; Copepoda; Calanoida; Temoridae
Product: limbic system-associated membrane protein
Exons: 8
Coding region: 18-464 (148 amino acids)
Source: RefSeq, a predicted model, not a curated record